Molecule: messenger RNA, 969 nt
Organism: Blumeria graminis f. sp. triticale
Lineage: Eukaryota; Fungi; Ascomycota; Leotiomycetes; Helotiales; Erysiphaceae
Source: the annotation of a GenBank genome assembly
AUGAUUCUACAGCUUUCAUCAAAACAUGUAGCGAGAUCUGUUCGUGUUAUAAGACCGUCUUCAUCUCCUAUAAUACUUAACCAAAGACGAUACGCAUGGUUUUGGGACCGAUUCAAGAAGCGAUCGCAAGAGAAAAGCCUUCCCGUGAUAGAGGCGAACCCGCUAGAAGAGAAAUAUCUCACCCGAAAACCUCCUCCACCAAAAAUUGUUCGGGGGAGUCUAUCUGAAUCGUCCAUAUUAGAAGAUGAGGAAGCAGCAGGACCAAAACCCGAGGCACUAUCCAGCAACAGUGAAGUCGCAGAAAAACUUGUGCGGAAUCCUACAGCCAUGGCUGCCGCACUAGACCCGGCACCUGAAGCACGUCGUAAAUGGGAGCGAAAAAUGGUUAUUAGGGAAUUACGGAAGAGAGGGCGACUGUCAAAGACUCAGCAAUUAAAACGACAGGAAAGAGAGCUGGUUUCCAAAAGCCACGAUUUCAAAACUUCAGUAAAAAAGCUAGUUCAUCUAGCAAAUCAGAUAAAAGGAAAAAGUGUCCAAGAUGCUAUUAUUCAAAUGCGAUUUUCCGCCAAAAAAGUUGCUAAGGACGUUAAAGAACAUCUGGAACAUGCUAAAAAUGAGGCCAUUGUAAGGAGAGGCAUGGGUAUGGGUUUACCCCUUGGUAGUUCCUUUUCACCUGUUACUUUAAUGACAAACGACAAAAAGCGAGUAAGAAUUAAAGACCCAACAACAGUCUAUGUCGACCAAGCUUGGUGUAACAAAGGUUUAUACGAAAAAUCUCCUGAAUAUAGAGCCCGUGGAAAAGUAAAUAUUCUACGACACCGUACUACAUCUAUGACAAUUGUACUCAAAGAAGAAGUAACUCGGAUAAGACUUGAUCAAGAACGUCAAAAAAAAGCAGAUAAGCGAAAAGUUUGGGUGCAGCUUCCUAACAGGCCUAUUUCUUCCCAGAGACAAUAUUAUUCAUGGUAG